Molecule: messenger RNA, 357 nt
Organism: Penicillium roqueforti
Lineage: Eukaryota; Fungi; Ascomycota; Eurotiomycetes; Eurotiales; Aspergillaceae
Exons: 2
Coding region: 1-357 (118 amino acids)
Source: RefSeq, a predicted model, not a curated record
AUGGAGCUCUUUGCGAUUGCUGCAUUAACCCACGAAGAAAUGGCCCGGGUUGAUAAAAGGUUGUAUAAGAAUCUGUUGGACGAGUGCUACUUUACUUUCCCGCAUUUAGUAUUUCUGAUGGACAAAUUUGGCGGAUGCCGUAUGUUGCAAUCUUAUUUUAAUGGCAAGCUUCAUGUUCAAUUCUCGGAGAUCCUAGAUCUAGGACAUAUGAUUGCCGUGCCUGCUUACCGGCAAAAAUACUUUGAUAUGGUUGACAGAAAAGACUUUCUGGAGAAGUUGAACCUGCUUCUAAAGUGGGCAUGGCCCAUUCCACAAGGAAACACCGUUGCAAAUGUUCCAAGGAAUUAUGGCAAUUGA